This is a messenger RNA of Diceros bicornis minor, 1248 nucleotides long. Its product is annotated as ATP synthase subunit a-like. The transcript is spliced from 3 exons. Lineage: Eukaryota; Metazoa; Chordata; Mammalia; Perissodactyla; Rhinocerotidae. The coding region runs from base 1 to 1248 and encodes 415 amino acids. The record is from RefSeq and is a predicted model, not a curated record.
AUGGGCAGUGAGCUCGGUGAUGCUGGAAUCCGCAUCAACUUCUUCCAUCCUGAACACAGGCUUGAAUGGGAAGCCCAGGAAUACUUGACAUUAUGUUUCCUGUUUUUAUUCCUAUUCCUAUUCUUGUUCCUCUUUCUGUUUCUCUUCCUGUUCCUCUUCCUAUUCCUGUUCCUCUUCCUGUUCCUAUUCCUGUUCCUGUUCCUCUUCCUAUUCCUGUUCCUCUUCCUGUUCCUAUUCCUAUUCCUGUUCCUGUUUCUAUUUCUGUUUCUAUUCCUGUUCCUGUUCUUGUUCCUAUUCCUAUUCCUGUUCCUGCUCCUGUUCCUGUUCUUGCUCCUGCUCCUGUUCCUCUUCCUGCUCCCGUUCCUACUUCUAUUCCUGCUCCUGUUCCUGCUCCUGUUCCUGUUCCUCCUCCUGUUCCUGUUCCUGUUCCUACUCCUGUUCCUGUUCCUGCUCCUGUUCCUCUUCCUGUUCCUGCUCCUGUUCCUGCUCCUGUUCCUGUUCUUGCUCCUAUUCCUGUUCCUCUUCCUGCUCCUGUUCCUGUUCCUGCUCCUGUUCCUUUUCCUGCUCCCGUUCCUGUUCCUGCUCCUGUUCCUCUUCCUGCUCCUUUUCCUGCUCCUGUUCCUGUUCUUGCUCCUGUUCUUGUUCCUGUUCCUACUUCUAUUCCUGUUCUUGCUCCUAUUCCUGUUCCUGUUCCUGUUCCUGUUCCUGUUCCUGCUCCUGUUCCUGCUUCUGCUCCUGUUCUUGCUUCUAUUCCUGUUCCUGUUCCUCUUCCUGCUCCCAUUCCUGUUCCUGCUCCUGUUCCUCUUCCUGCUCCUGUUCCUGCUCCUGUUCCUUUUCCUGCUCCCGUUCCUGUUCCUGCUCCUCUUCCUGCUCCUGUUCCUGUUCCGGCUCCUGUUCCUUUUCUUGCUCCUGUUCCUGCUCCUGUUCCUGUUCUUGCUCCUAUUCCUGUUCCUGUUCCUCUUCCUGUUCCUGUUCCUGCUCCUGUUCCUUUUCCUGCUCCUAUUCCUGUUUCUGCUCCUCUUCCUGUUCCUGUUCCUGCUCCUGUUCCUUUUCCUGCUCCUAUUCCUGUUCCUGCUCCUCUUCCUGUUCCUGCUCCUCUUCCUCUUCCUGUUCCUGCUCCUGUUCCUGUUCUGGUUCCUGCUCCUCUUCCUCUUCCUGUUCCUCUUCCUCUUCCUGUUCCUGCUCCUAGGGAGGCAGUUCCUGGGACUGGGCACCUCCAGCCCCCCGGGGUACCCCAAGGUCCUGUAG